This is a messenger RNA of Porites lobata, 11001 nucleotides long. The record is from the annotation of a GenBank genome assembly. Lineage: Eukaryota; Metazoa; Cnidaria; Anthozoa; Scleractinia; Poritidae.
AUGGUUGAAAAAUGUGUGGUUUUUGGAUGCAGCAACUCUCGAAAUGUAGAGAAAGGAAUCAGCAUGCAUAAGAUUCCUUCUGAUAACGAUCCGAGGCCUGAAGUCCGCCGAAGAAGACAACGAUGGAUAAAGUUCGUGAAUGAGACGCGCAAACACUGGACCCCGGGAAAGACUUCUUCCAUAUACACCGUAUUCACAAAUGGCGGACACGCGGGAAAAAACUGGUGCCUAGUCAUGAAAGCGAGGCGUUGGAGGGUAAACAAAAAUUGCAAAUGAAGACUUUCAGUGAACUUGCAGAGUGUUUAGCACGGAUUCCACCUAAAAUAACUUUGUACGGACUUCUUUUUAAAUACAAUUACGUGGGAUGUCUUCAGCUUUUCAUGUUUAGUAUUGAUUUGCUGUUUGCAAUCAAAAGGGACGCGUAUAUCUUCAAGGAAACAGCAUGAUUUUGUAGGUUUCCGAAGCAUCAGAAGCUCGACAAGUCGGCGAUGGCUGGAGAAAAGCGGCAAACAUGUUGGCCCAAACUUCACCUUGAAACCGAGUUCGAAAGCCAGCUCACUGCAAUUCGGUAAAACAAAAAUAUAAACAAUGCAAAUCUUGGUGGCAAGAAAAAAAGAAAUAAGCGAUGGAUAUAUGGCCUACUUGUUAACGCAAGAGACGUGUGCCAUUGAACAAAACAGUUCAAAUCGAGAUGGAAAAAAGGAAGACAGGAAAGAAGCGGUGACUGAGGUUUCGAUGAAGUUAUGUUUGGUUUUUGUUUGCCAGGACGUUAUUCUCUGGUUUUUAUCGAUGACGGACAUCAAUUAGAACUAUCUUUUUGGUAUAAAUGCAGGAGCGAUCGAGUGGAGUACGCUCAAAAUUUCAACUUGUUACUCGGCAGACUCGGUAAGCCGGCCACAUUUCAUUUCAGCGAGUAAUUUUCCUAUUUCUUAUCUUUGGCUGUUAAGAGUUUUAACUUCAUGUUCCGUGAUAUUUUAAAAGUGAAGAAUACAUAAAUAAAUAAAAUGAUGGUCUUCUUAAACGGAUCUAGACUCGCAGUUAAUGAUUCGAAACAGAAGCUUGCCGUGUUCAGUCCUGACACAAACAUUGCCUUAAAAGUUUAAUCUAGUAAAAUGUGAGCUUUAUACCACUUUUUUACCAAGAGCUCUCCGAGAUAAUGCCGUAAAGGAGACCAGGCAAAUAGCAAGCCAUAAGAUUCACAUACUAGAGCUUCUAGUUUUGAUAAAAUUAUUUUAUUUCGCAAUGACAAAGAAAUCAAAAGAUUUUAAAUUUGCACUGAAUUUGCUAAGCUCUACCAACGUACCUCUAACAAUUCACUCCAAAGCGACGGAAUUAAUAUCAUCCAAAGGAAGCUGUAAAUACAGACAUACAUAGAUAUGUGUAAAAUGACACUGACAUGAAUGAAUGAGUCUCGUGAAUGAAUCUUUCACCCGCUCUCGACUUGACCUCUAGUAAUGGCGGAGGUCUCUUCCGUUGACAAGUAGGCCAUAUAUCCGUCGCUUAUCUCUUUUUUUUUUCUUGCCACCAUCUGUUUUUACUUCUGUUUUACAGAAUUGCAGUGAGCUGGCUUUCGUAUUCGGUUUCAGCGUGAAGUUUGGGCCAACAUGUUUGCCGCUUUUCUCCAGCCAUCACCCACUUGUCGAGCUUCUGAGGCUUCGGCAACCUACAAAAUCAUCCUGUUUCCCUGAAGAUAUACGCGUCCCUUUUGAUUGCAAACAGCAAAUCAGUACUAAACAUUAAAAGCAGAAGACGUCCCACGUCAUUGUAUUUAAAAAGACGUCCAUACAAAGUUAUUUUAGGUGGAAUCCGUGCUAAACACUCUGCAAGUUCACUGAAAGUCUCAAUUUGCAAUUUUUGUUUACCCUCCAACGCCUCGCUUUCAUGACUAGGCACCAGUUUUUUCCCGCCUGUCCGCCAUUUGUGAAUUUCAGGGCGGAAAAACGUUCUGCGCAAGCUUCUGCGCAUCCUUUAUCGCAGGCUCAAGGCGGGCUUUUCUGUGUGAUGACUGUGUUCGACCGUUUGUUUGUUUGUCACUGGUCACUGAGAGAGUUCUGACUAAGACUAAAUGAAAUGCACAAGGUGUGAACGUUUGCUCCUCGAAAAGCCUUUUUACUUUUGUGUGGUUUUUGUUUUUCGUCACUUGAAAAUUACUUUGGACUCGGAGCAACCAAUGUUAAAGGAAAAACGGAUCAUUCCGUCAGUCUGAGGUGGAAUAAAGAGUUUUGAACAUUUCCAAAGAGGCGAGUAUUUUUUUGAUUGAUCAUUCGAUUUAUUUGUGAGUUGAUUUCGCCUUCUUUCGCCGGGCUGAAUUAAAACCCACUUUUUUUUUAAAUUAGUAAAUACUUUUUCACAUGCCCAGAUUUAUUCCCUUUGCUUUACCCUUCUCUUCAGUCAAAGAACCAUUUUGUGCGCCCUAAAACUUUCUCGGAAAUACCGGUUGAAGGCCAGUAAACUUACUCUAGAAGAAAAGAAUCAUUUUUCUGUUGCUCAAAUACUAUAAGUAGUCAGAGUUUUCUUCACUUUUAAUUACAUAGUUUUGUUUUCCACUGCACUGUGAAAGUUUCUGUUCUUUAUAAGAAAUAACUUUCUGUACGCAAAUUUCCCAUUUCACUCGCUGUGAAAUAGAGGACAACUGCCGGCAGUGACUUCAAAACAAUUGACUCUGCCCGUAACACUGAAUUGCUGGAGCUGGAUUUGUCUGAAGCGAGCAAAACAAAUACCCUUAUGUGCAGUUUUCUGAAUUUUGUAACGAUUGGCUGAGUUUAAUUUGCUUCAAUGAAGACCCUCACACGGACCAGUUAUUCGCUGAGUUAUUAAAGCGAGGAGAAGAGCUACAUGGUGAAUCAUGGUUUAAAUGCGAUAGCUCACUGCAACUGAUCGUUUGCUUUUAAGAUCUUUAGGUAGGUUGUUUUCGUACAAAAAAUUCAUUUCUUCAUUGUCAGAAAGACGUUUUUGCAAUAAUGUAAUUUUAACUUUGUUUGAAGGAAAUCCUACUUACGUGUAGGUUUUUGACAGAUGUUAUGCAUUUUCAACUUGACAACACAAGCAUAAUUUAUAUUUAUCUCUUAGUACGCGAAACGAUCAAGUUUAAAAAUAAACUAUAGUUGCUUUAAAACCGAUUUUUGGGAAGAUUUUACGAGAUAAAGAUUGACCUUUUUUCUGCCCGCAUAACAACGCAAUAACUUGUACAUUGAGGAUUUUGUUUAUAUUUUAGUUAUCUGCGAAACUACGAGUGUCCGAUCGAGCGAGGGUUUUAAAAUAUCAGCUCGAGUGCGACAAGUUCAGUGCCUUCAAACACAUUGUGGGCAAGCGUUAAUUUUUUUGGGCAAAUCACUGUCCAAAGAUAUGUUGUUUUUGUGUCCACAGUGGAGCUCCGGACCUUAUAUAUCCAGGAACUUGCUUAUAUGAACACAUUUUGUGAAUGCAUCUUGAAAAAAAUCGGACCUACGCAUGCACAUUUCCAGUACAACGCAAGGAAAUUGAUGUCGUUAAAGUCCGUUUUACUAUGAGGUAUUCGUCGAGAAAAUUAAGUAACGACAAGGUUAUAACCACAGCUUGCAACUUUUGAAGACAAAUUGCCUGUUCUUUCCAGGUUAUGAGUGGAAACAUCUUAUUUUUAGGCAGUAAAAUAUUUGAAAUCCCGCCAUUUUUUCAAACCCGGCCAGGGGAUCUGGGCAAAAAAGUUCACGCAUGCUCGUUACGUUUUUCCGCCCUGAAUUUGUGAAUACGGUGUAUGCUCAGGGUGGUCGGCAUUAGAUUCUACCCACCAAAACCACAUCGAUCGAGAGGGACUGAGAUUGACUUUUGGACACCUUGUGACAUGUUACACCAACGAAAGAUGCCUACGAUGUUUUGACGUAUUCGCCUCCCGGGGAUUCGCUUUAGUUUGCUUUGGGAGAUCGAGUUCUCGCCAACAAAGGGUGAAUAUAACGAGUAUAACUGUAUUUUGGCAAAUAUUGUACGUGAAGUUUUAAAAUAUGUUUCAGAUUUCAUGGGUCUACGUGAUACAGAUCUAGCACCGAACACUGUCGGUGGUUUUGGUGAAGUCUACAUCCACCAAAACCACUCAGGGUUUUAAUUUUUUUAGGCGCAUAGUUACGCUUCUGCAAAGUACUGACGGACUUUUUUAAGACCAUACUCAUAAAGCAUAAUAAUUAUUGACACAAACAAAAUUUUAAUCAUGAUUUUUAUAUAAGUUGUUAUUAUUUACACAUACAAACUAUUUUAUUUUCUUCUUAUUAUUUAUUAUUUUUUUAAUGUGCACUUGUGAGCAGCACACUAACACUUCCAGUGAACAGUUUCACUUGGGAGAAGGAGAAACCAUGCUUGCCCGGGGCAACGAAAAUUUUCGUGCCCCGGGCGAGAGUCGAACUCGCGACCUUCCAAAUCCCAUCAUCAGUCCCGGGAAACAAACAGGAACAUCAUGGCGGGAAUUUUAAGUUACGAACCCGCGUUCGAUAGGAAAAUUGCUGCGAAUUUUGGAUAUGUUUCUGAAGUUCAAAAGCCAACUGACGAUUGCGUUUUUCGCUGCCGUCAAUCAUCUUAACGGACCUCUUAGGAAACAAGACUUUACUUUAAUGGGUUCAAAAGGUCAAGUUUUCUGAUUUGUGAUUGGUGGAUUUCGAUCCGUUUUGUGUUUUUCUGUGUUUCAAGGUUCGUUGCUUGUGGUCGUAAUUAUGAUUGACGGCAGCGAAAAACGCAAUUGCGAAGGCGGCUUUUGAACUUUAGAGUUCGCAUGUUUGUGAAAAGCGCAGUAAAGCUGUAUUAUGUACAUUCAUAAGUCUCAGAAAUUUAGAAUUUUGGAGGUCAAUAUAUGUAGACUGGAAUGCUAAAAUCCAUGCCGGAAAGAAACUUCUUCUUGCAGGGGGUGGGGGGAGUAUAAAGCUCGCGGUAUUUACACCUAGCUAUAUAUCCUGGUUCCAGAGGUUGUUCCUGAUUUUUCUCCGCGUGAGAAAGAACGAGCACUUACCAGCGAGCUUCGCGAUUCGUUCUCGCCGCUCGUUGCUCGUUUCCAACAUCUUACUAACAUCUCAGUCAUUAUGUAUGAAACUGUAUCCCAUGAUAUAUUUUCUGCACCCCCACGUGAAAUGAACGCAGCCUUUCUCGAGCCUUUGUCUUUCUUUCAGCUCCCAGUACAGAAGUGUAGUACACUCUGCAGGUAUAGUAGAAUUCCGACUUCACUAACGCUAGAGCCCUAAUGGUUCAGUGGUUAGAACGUCCGAUCUAGUAUUCGGAUGUUCGGUUGUUCGUGCAUAUCAUCCGUACAUUUUCCGAGAAUCUUCGGUUACGACUUUUAAGUUAUUCAAAAUUUAAUCUCAGUCCCUCUCGAUCGAUGUGGUUUUGGUGGGUAGAAUCUAAUGCCGACCACCUGAGCGGUCGUGACUAGAAUGGAUACUCCAAAAUCAGGUAUCCGCUCGGAGACUGGAACUGAAUAAAAUUAUUUUUCGGCAAAUCGCUCCGACUCUUUACGACCUUGUUGUGUUGAAAGACUAAGUAUACAAAGACUGAAGAAGGCCAAGAUGAGAAUGGUUACUACAAAAUAUGGAUCAAAGCCUACAUAGAGGUUAGUUGUUUUUCACGUUCUUUUUGUAAGAAUUUAGUGCAAGGAGCAAACAAUGUCUGUUUAAUUACAGUACCACUACCGCGACUGCCGUGUAAAGCAAAGUAUCUGUUUGGAUACCUCAGAAUAAGGUGGAUACUUCAGAAUAAGAAUGGCCAAAAUAUGGAAGUUUUGGCCAUCUGGAUUAUUAUUACUGAACUUCCCAAUAUAAAACUGAUUGUUACUUUUACAAAGAGGGUACAAAUACAGUCAACCAUUGUGUAAUUAUGGCUCAGUUAAUUCGAAGCUUGCUUAUAGGAUAGCAGCCCGGUGUAGGGGGGUACUCGACCAAUAUUUGGGUGUAGGUGAGCCGCUGAGGGUUUGAAACCCAUACCCUGUUUAGGAUAACACCCUCAACUUUAGUACCCAGAUAGGACAGUUAACUCCCUCAGAUGGGGACAAGGUUAUCAAGCACACCUGUCAACUUGUACUUAUCUUAUUUAGACAAGGGUGCCAAGAACAAUAACGUUUAUAUUUAUUCCAGUAAAUGCUUUGGGUGAUGACGUACUAAAUAUCUGCAAACAUUUGCACUAAGACAAAAUCGAUCAUGCAUGAAAUACCCUGUUUAUAAUUAGAACAGACUCGCACAAAUCAUGCACACUGUUUAGGACAACCUCGUCCCCAGGGCGCUUUUCCCUGGCUUUGGGGGCGGGGCUGUGUUUACUGGAUCAGACAGCGUAUUGUCUAGAGAUUGGGCCCUUUGAAUGAACUAAUCCAUUUUCUCUACGAACGCAACGCAAGUCCUACACACCACUGUUGACCUAGCUGACCUCGUAUCGUCCUCAGAAAUUUUGAUCCCACACGUUUUUUUAACCUUCGAACACAGAUCUUUAGUUGAACCGGCCUUGCUGAAUAUCCGUAGCAUAUAGCGACUCUCAUAGGAACCACCACAUAGCCUGCAAACUGGAUUUCUUGCAGAAAUCUUCGUUGGAGUGGAAAUACUUUCCGCCAUUUCGAUUUCGGUAUAAUGCAUAAAUUAUUUUUAUUUGGUCAUUUUCUUACAUAAAUUACCUAAAUCAAUCAACCAAUCAAAAUGACGGAUCGACCGGCCGAUGCCAGGGCCUUUUCCCGCCCCGCCCCCAAAGCCAGGGAAAAGCGCCCUGGGGACGAGGUUGUGUUUAGGACAGACUUGCAGGAAAUUGCAUACCCUGUUUAGGACAGACUUGUGCCAAACUAUAUACCCUUGUUCAGCACAGAGAGGACAAAAACCAUACCCUGUCCAGUGGCACAUCCCCAUGGAGGCCAUAUAAGGGAGUACCCCCCCCCCCAGGGAUAGCAGACAGUUGUUGAAUUUAUGGCUCAACAUAAACUGUUUCUGUUUUCUUAUAUAAUUUAUUAUGGUUGAUUUUUUUUCACUUUUAAGUGGUAAGUUGCUGUUUAGUUUAGUGUGAGAAGAAUGGGUACUUUAUGAGAUUGUAAAAACCAAAGUGACCCUCACAACCUGUGGGAUACUCGGGUCAACCUUUUGGUGCGCUGGGUAUCUGGCACAAUUAGCCAACCAGAACCCAAAUCCUUUUACAGUCUUUUCUAUGACCAAAAGGUCCAAUGUUAGCUACUUUUGGCAAAUGUAAACUAUGUUAUUCCAAGUUAGUCAUUUUGUAUUCCUGAAUCUGCUGUGUGAACCUUUGUAAUUUCCAGUCACAUUGAAGGUGUUGAAAAUGCAGCCCCUUUAUUGUCCAUCCUGUCAUGAAAUGUUGCCCCAUUCACAGGUAGCCCAAACUCUGAAGGAGUUUGUUGGACUUUGAAUUUAUAAGAGAAUGUAUGACAAUAAACAAAAUACGUCCUAAAUUCCAUUUUUUGACAAAAAUAGAAAUGAAAAUGACUUACCUUGUGUUUUUGUUUUGUUAAGCUAAAAUGGCGUGGAUAUACCCUACUUCAAUAAUUAUUAUUUAUUUAUCAGUAUUUUGGUUAUUCAUUUUGAUAUUAGGCAGGUACCACAAGGAAAUGCUUUGGUUGUUCCUUUUUAAUUUAGAUGAUAGAUAACUUUGUAGGUGAUAAUUUUUGUAAUGCACUGAACUGGGGGCCUUUCUCUGCUACCAAAAGAAAAUCUUUCACUUUUAAAACAAAAGGGUCAAGGCUUCUUUGCUGAAUCAAGGCACUGUAUCGUGGAACACAGUGCUUUUUAGAAUUACCGCCAAAGUAGCAGCUUUAUUUCCUGAAAGAAUGAUUAUAAUGGAAGCUUUAUUUAAUGCAUGGCUAAUAUCUUUUUUCAGGUGACUUUCCACCCCCAGGGUACAUAAACGCACAUUGUGGAAGUGGAGAAAGAGUAAGAGGAAAGUAAAACAGAGGAAAGAAUUAUGAGAAAAGGAAGAAAUGAAAAAAUGGUUGUAGAAUUGUAAACAAACAACUUUAUUUUUAUAAAAGUAAUAAAUAAUUUUUCGUACACAUUUUAUCAAAUUCUUAGAGUGGUUUGUUUGUGGUUUUGAGAAUUUUAUUAACCAAAUGGUCAAGCUACCCAGACAUGCAACUGAGCAGCCAACUGCUUGGCCUCAAUGAAAAUUGUUUUUUUUCCUGUUUUCUUUUCUUUUUUUCAUUUUAUUUGCUAUUUCUCUUGAAGCCUUCUCCAAUUUUCUUCAUUUCUUCAUUUCUUUCUCCAACUGGUUUCUCUGUUCCUCACAAGCAUUUGACUGCAACACCCUCCGGACCUCCAACUCCUCCUCCUGUUACAGCUGCAACAUGGAUAUAUGUUGUAGUUAAUUUUUUAUCUCAGUUAAUUUUUAUUUUUCCAUUGUUUUUGGGUAUGGUAAUGUAUGCUAUUGCUAAUGAUUUUGAAACAAAGGAAAAACAAAAAUUACCUGAAAUAAAAAUAUUAACUGCAACAUAUACCUGCAUGAUCAUUUUUAUUCCAUUUUAAAUUUAUGAUAAGCUCACCAUACUGAGUGAAAAACAAAAAAAUAGCCCAUAACCAGCUUAAUGCUGAAGGUCUUGUCUCAUCAGGAGCUCAGAAGGCAAUCAAGGAAAUAGGUAAUAGGUCACAGGGAGGGGCAGGAAAACACCCCUCCCCCCUUGAGUGGAGGAAGGGGGAUGAAAAAGAAAAAUAAUUCAUCCCAGGAUCAACAGGAUCUAUUUCCACACUUUUCAACACCAUGAUGGUACCACUUGGCUGAGGACUAUUGUCAGAAAGUUCAGUGUGGAAUAGGGUAUGGAAGGCAGAGAGUUUUGGUGACAAUGAGGCUCCUAGGAUUUGAAAAAAAAACAAAACAAAAUACAAGUGCAAAAAAGCAACUAUAAAUAAUUUUGCAAAAAUCGUAAUAUUUAGGAUAAAUAAUUUGAAUUGAUACUAGAGUUUCUAGUAAAUGUAAAAAGAUAGCAGGUGAAUAUGGGCCGGCUGGCAGAGGCCAGCAGUAGAUCUAGGGAGGUCCCUGGCCCUCCAUAUUUCUAGAUCAAAUUGAGGACAACAUUGCCAAGAAAAUUCUUUUCUAGAUUGAGCUCCUCCAUACCUUAAGGUCUGAAUGAGUGGUUCCUUCCUGCCACCUUAAGGUCUGGUGAGAAUCCUCCCCUCCCUCUAGCCAACCCCUCUUCUUAUCUGAAGGUUCCGAUCUGCCACUGUAGGCUCCAGGUCCUAUAUCAGAGCUAUACAGAGACACUACACUAAUACAAUCUGCAGGACCAUUUUUUUUUUGUAACUUGAGCAUAUGUCUGCCUGCGCUUGUAAUAGUGAUCACCAAGCUACAAGAAGUAUGACCUGAAGUAAAUUAGGGACCUGUCACUUAUUAGAGGGGGGGCAGGGCUGGUGCAAUUCUUUUUUCGCAAGUGAUUUUUUUUUAUGCCCUCCCCCAAUUUCCUGCAGAAAAAAAUAUAACCCUCCCCCUUGUAUGGCCCAAAAUAGUUAUGACCCUCCCCACGCUAAAUUAACUUGUGAUGAAGGGAGGCGCCAAUACGACAUUCAGGAACAGGUAUCUAAGAUCACCUCAUGCAUUGAAGCAAUAUUGAGCACGAAUAAUCCUGGUGCUGCUGGAAAAUUUUACACGACCGAUUAUGUUCUUGUCCCAGCUGAUUAGUUAAUACUGAGGGCGAACAUUAUGAAGCUCAGUGAGUUACUAGAGAACAUAUUAGAUAUGGAUAGACGCAUUAAAGCUCACCUUAACACCCUGUUUCACUCAAAGACUGGUAAUUUUAUACGAGGAGAAGAGUAUUCUAAAUUGUUUGAUGAAGCUGUUAUUACAAGGCUUGAUGAAGCUAAAAAAAGAGUAAACAGUGAAUUGAAAUAUCUUAAUGAGAAACUUGAUCAAUGCAAUGACAUGUUUUGCAGUGUGUUGCUGUUGAAAAACAAAUCAAGAAAAAGACGUACAUGUAGGGUUGUUGGGUAGUUCAGGUUGAUCAUUAUGAAAGUUUAAAAUGCUUACUGUGCAAGGGACUUGUUUGUUAAAUAAUAUAUUUUAUUUGUUGAUUUAUUUUUAUUUUAAGUGAACAGCAAUGUUUGCUAAAAAUGGUAUGGCCCUCCCCAAAGCCCAGCUUAAAUUUUUGGUGACCCUCCCCUUUUUGGCUACAUAAAAUUUAAUGACCCUCCCCCCAAUUGCACCAGCCCUCCCCCGCCUCUAAUAAAUGACAGGUCCCUUAUGUUUUUUUUACUAUUGUUAACACUUGGAAUCAACUAACCCAUAAAAUUACAAGAUGGUUAACUGACCUUAACUGUAUUUGUACCCUCUUUGUAAACGUAACAAUCAUGUUUGUAUUGGGAAGUUCAGUAAUAAUAAUCCAGAUGGCCAAAACUUCCAUAUUUUGGCCAUUCUUAUUCUGAAGUAUCCACCUUAUUCUGAGCUAUCCAAACAGAUACUUUGCUAUGAAUAAGCUUUACACGGCAGUCGCGGUAGUGGCACUGUAAUUAAACAGACAUUGUUUGCUCCUUGCACUAAAUUCUUACAAAAAGAACGUGAAAAACAACUAACCUCUAUGUAGGCUUUGAUCCAUAUUUUGUAGUAACCAUUCUCAUCUUAGCCUUCUUCAGUCUUUGUAUACUUAGUCUUUCUUCACAACAAGGUCGUAAAGAGUCGGAGCGAUUUGCCGAAAAAUAAUUUUAUUCAGUUCCAGUCUCCGAGCGGAUACCUGAUUUUGGAGUAUCCAUUCUAGUCACGACCGUAUGCUCAGUGCAUUUCAAGCCCGAAGACUUUACAAGACCUUUUCAGUCUAAUCUAAAACGACUCCUUAGGGAAGAUGAAUUUGGAGUUUGCGUUUGGCCAACCAUCCAUGUUGGAAAAAGAGCAACUGAAAAUGAGCGUCAAGGUUCCCCAACAAAACGACAAAAGAGAAUGGCAAGUAAUCUUCUAUUGGACCUGCUAUUGUCACCCUGUUUUAGACAAGUAUUAUAUCAAAUUAUGAGCAACGUAUUCUUCCUUUAUAGAAUGUCAGAUCGGCCAAAGAAAGGAUGUCCAAUUUGGAUUCGUCGUGCGCAGCCACUGAGU